This is a messenger RNA of Pecten maximus, 806 nucleotides long. RefSeq lists its product as uncharacterized. The coding region runs from base 1 to 783 and encodes 260 amino acids. Gene Ontology annotation, molecular function: wide pore channel activity. Gene Ontology annotation, cellular component: membrane. The transcript has 6 exons. Lineage: Eukaryota; Metazoa; Mollusca; Bivalvia; Pectinida; Pectinidae. The record is from RefSeq and is a predicted model, not a curated record.
AUGUCCUGUAUUGGUACCUUCCCUACGCCACCGAAUGCCGUCGCCUCUACAGACAAAAUAGAUGUGGGAGUGUCCGUCAACAUAACAUGCGAGGCAGGCUACCAUGGUGUAGGCAAAGGAACCAGCACAUGUUUGGCUGAUGGACAAUGGUCAUCUCCGGCUUAUCAGUGUGACGGGGAGGAAUGGCCAAAUGGCACAUACACACUACUGCAGCCGUUCAAUGGAUGCCCUGCUCAGUUCUCUACUGGACAAAGGAUAUGGCGUCCUGAGAAAACCGGGUACAGCACCUUCUCCACCAACAAUAACCUACAAGGUUAUGCUAAUCAGACCCAGAUUGAGUGGCAUUUCUGUACCAAGACUGGUAGUGGAGACUCAGAAUCAUGGCCAGCGGGAGACUACUGCAUCUUGAGAAAAGGAGGAUCGUGUCCGGCUGGUUUUAACAUCGGUCUUAUUACCUUUGACGAGGAAGACAGCGCGCCGAGCGAUAGGUCUCAGGGGACAGGAACUCUACCGGACGGAGUAUACGCCGCCAACACCGACUUGUAUUUCUGCUGCAAGAAGGAUGGGUCGGUAGCCAUUGAAGCCACGUUUCCGGUGUCGACACCAUUCGUCCUGUUCCGAUACACGAUGGCUAGCUGUCAGUUAAUCACUGGUAUGACGGUAGAGCCGGGAUACACCUUCUUUGACAGCGAGCCUAACGGAAACAUAGACAAGUCCGAAGGCAGUGUUCCAUACGUCGACGGCCCACCAACCUGGCAUAUCUACCAUUGUUACUACUAUUAGCCGGGGUUGAUGAUUGACGGAAU